This is a messenger RNA of Gongylonema pulchrum, 222 nucleotides long. The record is from the annotation of a GenBank genome assembly. Lineage: Eukaryota; Metazoa; Nematoda; Chromadorea; Rhabditida; Gongylonematidae.
AUGUUGUUGCAGGUGCUGCUAUACGAGGAUGCACUGACGCCAUCUCGAUCCUGGGGUGCUGCUUCGCCGCUGCUGUUUUACGCCAAGCCCAGCUAUACUGCACCACACGUUCAGUGUAUGUGCUCUGCCUCUUCGAAAAUGGUUGCCGGAAAAGGAAGCAACGCGCCAGCGAAAGGUACAUUUUUAUCAGUUUCAUCACCGAACUUUUCAAUUUUUGUCUGA